AUUAACGUUUUCAAGAAGAAGAUGAGAUAUAAGUUUUCCUGUGAUCAGCUGAUAUUCGUUUAUUUGAUGGUCAGCUUGGCUUUUAAGAUCUUCAAUUGUCAACAUGCUUGUGACGAAAAGGAUUUGAAUAGAGCAAGUGAACUAGUAUUUGAACGUGAAUCACAUGAAUAUUCUCACUAUUAUUAUUAUUCCCGAUUGAUUCGCCUAAAUCAGCCCUCUCCUUUUAUUAAUGCAACGUUUGAGAAAUUGGUUACUGAUGAACUUCAGAGGAUCAUUCCAAAAUUCUCUUUUAAAUUUUACGGCUUUGACGUAAAUAUACUCUACAUUACCAAUGAUGGUUUAAUAGAAAUAUACGGAGCAACGUUCUCAGGAGUAAUUGACCAUUAUGUAUCUGACAUUAAUUCGUCUGAAUGGGAGAUUUCGAAUGAUGAGAACUUACUGGCUCUCAGAAGGACUUUGCAGUUAUCAAAUGGCACAUUCAAGGUAACUACUCUGAUACAUUCGAAUGGAAAGAUAUCUUUCUAUUAUGAUAACGUAUCUUGGGGAUAUGAAAACUAUCAUUCACGAUCCGAAAUUAUUGGUUUAUUUGAGUGUGGAAAUAAAGUUGAGAAAGCCGUUGCACUACAUGUCCAUGGAAAAUGGGUCAAAAGUGGAACGUUAGUGGAGUUUGAAGUUUCCGGUGAUUGUGAAAAACACAAUUCCAUCGAAACAUGUCAAAACUCAACAACAUCGAAUUCAUGUUUUUGGUGUGAGAGGGCGAACAGGUGCAUCGUCGACAAUAAUAAGGAUAUUCAUGACUUCAAAGUUAAUGGUUGCCAGAUUGGAAAUAGCUCGAGUGACAACACAUUGAGUACACCAACCGGUGUCGAAGAACCUACAACAACUUCAAGUAUAAAUGAAUCUGACUUAAAAGAUGAAUUGGAGACAACUGACCAAGAACCUGAAUCUGAUUUGAAUAGUUCGAGUGACAACACAUUGAGUACACCAACCGGUGUCGAAGAACCUACAACAACUUCAAGUAUAAAUGAAUCUGACUUAAAAGAUGAAUUGGAGACAACUGACCAAGAACCUGAAUCUGAUUUGAAUAGCUCGAGUGACAACCCAUUGAGUACACCAACCGGUGUCGAAGAACCUACAACAACUUCAAGUAUAAAUGAAUCUGACUUAAAAGAUGAAUUGGAGACAACUGACCAAGAACCUGAAUCUGAUUUGAAUAGUUCGAGUGACAACACAUUGAGUACACCAACCGGUGUCGAAGAACCUACAACAACUUCAAGUAUAAAUGAAUCUGUCUUAAAAGAUGAAUUGGAGACAACUGACCAAGAACCUGAAUCUGAUUUGAAUAGCUCGAGUGACAACACAUUGAGCACACCAACCGGUGUCGAAGAACCUACAACAACUUCAAGUAUAAAUGAAUCUGACUUAAAAGAUGAAUUGGAGACAACUGACCAAGAACCUGAAUCUGAUUUGAAUAGCUCGAGUGACAUCCCAUUGAGUACACCAACCGGUGUCGAAGAACCUACAACAACUUCAAGUAUAAAUGAAUCUGACUUAAAAGAUGAAUUGGAGACAACUGACCAAGAACCUGAAUCUGAUUUGAAUAGUUCGAGUGACAACACAUUGAGUACACCAACCGGUGUCGAAGAACCUACAACAACUUCAAGUAUAAAUGAAUCUGUCUUAAAAGAUGAAUUGGAGACAACUGACCAAGAACCUGAAUCUGAUUUGAAUAGCUCGAGUGACAACACAUUGAGCACACCAACCGGUGUCGAAGAACCUACAACAACUUCAAGUAUAAAUGAAUCUGACUUAAAAGAUGAAUUGGAGACAACUGACCAAGAACCUGAAUCUGAUUUGAAUAGCUCGAGUGACAACACAUUGAGCACACCAACCGGUGUCGAAGAACCUACAACAACUUCAAGUAUAAAUGAAUCUGACUUAAAAGAUGAAUUGGAGACAACUGACCAAGAACCUGAAUCUGAUUUGAAUAGCUCGAGUGACAACACAUUGAGCACACCAACCGGUGUCGAAGAACCUACAACAACUUCAAGUAUAAAUGAAUCUGACUUAAAAGAUGAAUUGGAGACAACUGACCAAGAACCUGAAUCUGAUUUGAAUAGCUCGAGUGACAACACAUUGAGCACACCAACCGGUGUCGAAGAACCUACAACAACUUCAAGUAUAAAUGAAUCUGACUUAAAAGAUGAAUUGGAGACAACUGACCAAGAACCUGAAUCUGAUUUGAAUAGCUCGAGUGACAACACAUUGAGUACACCAACCGGUGUCGAAGAACCUACAACAACUUCAAGUAUAAAUGAAUCUGUCUUAAAAGAUGAAUUGGAGACAACUGACCAAGAACCUGAAUCUGAUUUGAAUAGCUCGAGUGACAACACAUUGAGCACACCAACCGGUGUCGAAGAACCUACAACAACUUCAAGUAUAAAUGAAUCUGACUUAAAAGAUGAAUUGGAGACAACUGACCAAGAACCUGAAUCUGAUUUGAAUAGUUCGAGUGACAACACAUUGAGUACACCAACCGGUGUCGAAGAACCUACAACAACUUCAAGUAUAAAUGAAUCUGUCUUAAAAGAUGAAUUGGAGACAACUGACCAAGAACCUGAAUCUGAUUUGAAUAGCUCGAGUGACAACACAUUGAGCACACCAACCGGUGUCGAAGAACCUACAACAACUUCAAGUAUAAAUGAAUCUGACUUAAAAGAUGAAUUGGAGACAACUGACCAAGAACCUGAAUCUGAUUUGAAUAGCUCGAGUGACAACACAUUGAGUACACCAACCGGCGUCGAAGAACCUACAACAACUUCAAGUAUAAAUGAAUCUGACUUAAAAGAUGAAUUGGAGACAACUGACCAAGAACCUGAAUCUGAUUUGAACAUGACAACAGAAGUGACUGGAGACAAUGAGCCUGGGAAAUAAAGUCCUUCCUUACACAUCGUCAUACGUUGACUUAUCUCUUUCUAGGUUGUGUGCAGUGGCUGUGCCAUAUGCCUAUGGUUGUGCAGUAAAAAGACAUGUAUGCUAUGGCUCUCACAAAAGACUUAUCGCUUGUUUUCAUAAUGCUUAAUUUUCUGUCUUCAUUUUGUAGUUUAUUGAAAACACUUUAUAUUUAGUUAAUCAUUUCAAUAAAUUGGAAAUUUUUUCGUUGAACUAGUAACAAUUUUUAUGGUUAUUCACGUUGUAAUUGACGAAUUUAUUUGGUGAGACAUAAAACACGGAUUCUUAUGUCUCUGUGAUGAUUUUUACUCAAUAAAAACGUAUAUUACUUAUACAAGUGUUUACAACACUGCAGAAUGUUAGUAUGUUGGGCUUCCGUUCAAUUUACUGAUGAUGAUACCAUACUCCGUUAUUAAAUCCUUAUGAUGUGGAAGCUUCUGAUGACCAUACCAAGUUAAUAAAUCCUAAUAAGAUUGGGGCUUCUGAGGAUCACAUUUCAUUUUUAUCCACGAUUUAGAAAAGUACUUUCCACAUGUAAGAGCGAUUACAUACCUCUUUUGGUUCGUCCCACAAAUUGAUUGUUGAUACAGGAAGUAAACCGUCAAAUACCUUAUUCACAGCAUUGUCUUUGGAAAGACACCUUUCUUUUCUGAUUUUGCUUCAUCGUGCGAACUCUCUACUUCGAUACUUGCGAUACGUACUAUGGACUAUCAAUAAAGAUUAAAAUGCGGAUCUGAAACGAAUAUUCCCGGUGUAUUUUGCUAAGCUUGAUGGAUUGUCUACUACUCCCGAUGGUAUUUUUUGCCUAAAUGACAAUGCAGGUAGUCCAGUAUUAUUUCGUAUAUCUGAUCGUCAUAGUGCAGAUUUUGGUGUUGAGGAAAUGCAAGCUUUGACACAGAUUGCAUAUUGGUGAUCUGAGAUACAUUAUUAUAUCUCGCACAACGAACAGUCGUGAAUAGUCAUAGGUCGAAAAACCAUCUUUCGAAAUGGACUCAAUGACAAGUAUCAUCUGAGGUCUAACAAUGAAUUCACCCUGAAUAACGUUUGUUUCUCAGCAAUUCUCCUUCAGGGGUGUGUGAUAUUUUUCCACAAGUGAUGUUUUUUUCGUGCAUUAUUAUUAUUUUGCAUGUUUUGAAUCCCAAAUACAAUACGUUUAAUUGUUCUCGAUAUUUUCUCCUGACUUCGUUCUGAUAUAUGCAGUACUACAAGAAUGCAUCACAAGCUAUUUGGGUGUUACACGUCGGCAUUUUGCAAUUGCGUAUUAAAUAUUGAACAGUUCUCAUUAUUCACUAAUGUUCUCUGACUGUCAAAUGCUCUCCAAAUAUUGUUAUUCUAUGAUGAAGUUAGUGUUGUCUCAACCAAAUGAAUAUCCUGGUCAUGUUCAAGUCAUUACAGCUUAGAAAUGAAUGUACCUGCCCAAUGUGGAGUAAAGAUUUAAGAAUACGAGGAAUGACACUUUUCAAAAACCUAUUGUAAUACCGUGUGUCUGCAAUCAUAACCUUAACUAAUAGGCAAUCUGCAAGUGAUUGCAACAUUCCUCCUCACCAUAUCGAUUAUUUGUGAACUUAUUACAAACAGCGGAUAAUUAUCCUAAUUCUGCGUCGAAUUGAUAUGUACACUUCAAUUUUGCUCAUCCAACUAUGGAGUUUUUUAAUCCAUGGAAGUCCCUGGUUCAUCCUUUCCAACUCUUCGUCCACACUAAUGCUCAAAACAAUGCGACACCUAAACAAAACCAUAGACUUGUAUAAACUACAUUAAACAGAAUCGGUACGGGCGUCAUUAGCUGGUGUACACAAUUCUAUUGAAUUCUUAAACUUACUAAAUAUCGUUGCACACUUAAUUAUAAAUAGAGUUUCGCCACCACGAACCACAGUCUUGUCAGAGAGACCAUUCUUCGCACUUUUCACUAACUCAAGGUGUUUUUCCUCAGUUUCGAAUUAAAAUUUUUAUAUAUUCCAGCUUACAUUCUCCAUUUCGGUGACAGAAAAGAUGAACAAGGAGUUCAUUGUAAAAUAUACUGCCUAGAGUACUUCACAGAUAUUAAAUUAGCGACAGUGUUCUCAACAGCUUAUUUG
Molecule: messenger RNA, 5027 nt
Organism: Schistosoma rodhaini
Lineage: Eukaryota; Metazoa; Platyhelminthes; Trematoda; Strigeidida; Schistosomatidae
Source: the annotation of a GenBank genome assembly